AUGGAUCCGAGCUACAAAGCUCGCAAGGAGGCCUUCGUGUCUAAUCUUGCCGGAAGCACAAUAUUCGAAAUCAACACAGUCACUCUCGUUGCUUCAACAUCUGUUCUCCUCUGGUCCGCGCUCCAAUCGAGGCUUUCAUUCUUCACACCAUACGGCCCCGCCGGAAUCGCCGCCGACUUCAUCCUCAACGUACUAGCAAUUUUGUUCGCAACGACUGCAUACUCGUCGGCGCCCCUCCUGCUCAACAUAUUCCUCGUUUCCCCCGCCGUCCUCCUAUUCCUUACCCGACACGGCCAGCGCACUACCCAAAAGGCCAAACCACCUCGCAAAUCCAAGGCCCAAAAUGAAUCCCCCGAGGAACAGCUGGCCUUGCCCGUCCACCCGUUCUUGACAACCUACCGCGCCGCCAUGAUGAUUGUCACUUGUGUGGCGAUCCUGGCGGUGGACUUCCGCGCAUUCCCACGUCGCUUCGCCAAGGUUGAGAAUUGGGGCACGUCGCUGAUGGACCUGGGCGUUGGCUCGUUCGUGUUUUCAGCCGGUGUCGUUUCCGCACGCGCUGUGCUAAAGGGCCGCAACUCGAAGACACCGAAGGCAGCUUUGUACAAGAGAUUGAUAGGUUCCGCUCGACACUCAAUUCCUCUGCUUGUGCUGGGUCUUAUCCGGCUGUGGAGUGUGAAGGGAUUGGACUACGCUGAGCAUGUCACUGAGUACGGUGUGCACUGGAAUUUCUUUUUCACACUCGGCUUAUUGCCUCCAUUCGUGGAGCUGUUUGACUCUCUGACGACGUUGAUUCCUUCGUACGAAGUGCUCGCACUUCUGACCGCGGUUCUCUACCAGGUCGCUCUGGAAUCCACUGACCUCAAGCGCUACAUUCUUGUGGCACCACGGGGACCGGACCUACUAUCGAAGAACCGCGAGGGCGUUUUCUCUUUCAUUGGAUAUUUUGCGAUCUUCCUUGCCGGACGCGGUGUUGGAAUUCGCAUCAUUCCCCGAGGCACUUCAGCGACAAAGUCGCCCCAGCAAGCGCGGAAAUCUGUCUUGCAAAAUCUGGUCCUACAGGGAAUGUUCUGGUCAACGAUCUUCUUCUUCAACUCCACAUACGCCUUCGGCCACGGUGCUAAUAUCCCAGUUUCGCGUCGACUGGCCAACAUGCCAUACGUGCUGUGGGUAUCUGCGUUCAACAGUGUACAACUAUUCUUGUUCUGUUUGACCGAGACUGUCUUCUUCCCGGCAGUUCACCGUGCGACGACCAAGGAAGCCGAGGCUGAGCAAGCAUCAUUCGCGACCAGCCCGAUUUUGCAUGCCUUCAACCGCGGAGGCCUUGCGCUUUUCUUGAUUGCGAACCUCCUGACCGGGGCUGUAAAUUUGAGCGUGCCAACAUUGGACCUGAACACGCCACAGGCCAUGGGCAUUCUGAUUGUCUAUGCGGCAGUCCUCACUGGUGCUGCCUUGGCAAUGGACAAGUACAACAUCAAGUUGAGCUUGUAA
Messenger RNA from Penicillium brevicompactum, 1488 nucleotides. RefSeq names its product putative GPI anchor biosynthesis protein Gwt1 (gene gwt1). Gene Ontology annotation, cellular component: endoplasmic reticulum; membrane. Lineage: Eukaryota; Fungi; Ascomycota; Eurotiomycetes; Eurotiales; Aspergillaceae. The transcript has 2 exons. The record is from RefSeq and is a predicted model, not a curated record. Gene Ontology annotation, biological process: protein localization to plasma membrane; GPI anchor biosynthetic process. Gene Ontology annotation, molecular function: glucosaminyl-phosphatidylinositol O-acyltransferase activity. The coding region runs from base 1 to 1488 and encodes 495 amino acids.